Molecule: messenger RNA, 1124 nt
Organism: Mizuhopecten yessoensis (Yesso scallop)
Lineage: Eukaryota; Metazoa; Mollusca; Bivalvia; Pectinida; Pectinidae
Product: aspartate, glycine, lysine and serine-rich protein-like
Exons: 10
Biological process (GO): regulation of cell differentiation
Cellular component (GO): membrane
Source: RefSeq, a predicted model, not a curated record
UUGGGAACACAUCAUUCUUCUAGCCUAUUUCAUAAUGUUCACAAUAAGGAAACGUGUGUUUAUAGUACUUUCUUGAUGUCAAUAUUCAAAUUCGACUUUAUAACUACCAUCGAAAAUGGGGUGUGCAUCCGGGAAAGCAUCUGUUGGUGUUAGCAAUACCACUCCUAGGGUGAAAGAAGGAUUUGUUGAAAUUUUUUCUUCCAGCUGUUUUGGUGGUGACUGGGAAAGGAAAUAUCUAGUACUGUAUCAAGACUCCAUCAUUCAGUGGUUCGACGAUCGCUUUGAUGGAAAACCUUUAGGACAGACACGGCUCAAGUCUGUUGCAAGCCAUGUUGGGUUUGGAACUAUGUGUAUGCGCAUUCCAGACAGACCAGAUCUCCCACAAGGGCAAUCCAUUGAAACACUGAUGGCUUUGCCUAGCGACAAACCUGUCAGAGGCAAAAGGAAAAACAAGAAUCUGCUUGUCAUAUGGAUAUUAUUUUCUGGUGAAUCGGAUUUAAAAUAUUGGGUGGAGGCAUUUCAGAAAGUGUUACCUCCCCCUCCUCAGCCAUCUCAUCCUCCUCCUCAACCCGCUGCACCUCAAGGACAGAUGUCUCAGCCACAGAACGGCCAACCACCAGUGCCAUAUGGAUUUAAUCCAGCAGUGUAUCCAAAUGGUGGAGCACCUCCUAACCAUUAUGGUCAGCAACCCUAUGGUGCACAGCCUCAGCAGUAUGCAGGACAACCUACGACAGUGGUUGUAAAUAACACCCAUCAUACACAGACCCAUCACAGUAGUGGUGAUGGUGGAUUCGCGACAGGAUUAGUACUUGGAGGAGCCUUAGGCUAUGGAAUGGCCCGUCCCUAUGGCUGGGGAUACGGAUGGGGAUGGGGUGGUUAUGGCUAUGGGUACCAUGGAUGGGGCUCUGGCAGUUGGGGAAGCUUUGGUUCCCAUGGCUGUGGUGGCCAUGGUGGGGGUGGUUGCAGUGGGGCUGGUUGUGGUGCCGGCUGUGGAGGAGGUUGUGGAGGCGGAGGAUGUCAAGGUGGGGGUGGUGGUGCAUGCGCGGCAGGGGAUGGAGGAGGUUGCCAUGGUGGGGAUGGGGGUGGGGGUGGGGAUGGAGGUGGAUGUGGGGGAGGCUGUGGAG